Molecule: messenger RNA, 965 nt
Organism: Penicillium brasilianum
Lineage: Eukaryota; Fungi; Ascomycota; Eurotiomycetes; Eurotiales; Aspergillaceae
Source: the annotation of a GenBank genome assembly
AUGUUAUUUCCUUCAGUACUUCUUCCUCUACUAGCAGCAUUCGAUAUAGGUGUGAAUGCACUGCCUGCAAUCACUCAGCCACUCGCGAGCUACAAAUGGCCAACCCAAUUUGUAAGAAGCGGCGAGGCAAACAUUCAAGUACUCGUUCAAGGUGCAGGACCAACUGUUGUGCUCCUACCUUCCUACGGACGAGAUGGUGGGGAUGAUUACAAUUACUUCACCGAUUCCCUGGUGGAUGCAGGGUACCUUGUCCUGCGUCCGCAACCACGGGGUACUUUCCAGUCUACUGGACCCAUGGAGAACGUCACUCUACAAGAUCUUGCGGCGGAUGUCGCGGCCGUAAUUGAUUCACUGGGCAAUGGGCAAGCCAUUGUGAUCGGCCACGCUUUCGGUACAUUCCUCGCCAAAGUUAGCUCUGUCCUGUAUCCGGAGAAAAUCCCUGCGAUCGUCGUGGCAGCUCCAGGCGGCAUCGACUUGCCCACAACUAUCGCCGGAAUGCCUUUUAUCGCGGGAAACACCUCUUUACCUCUUUCUGAGAGACUCGAGGCUCUUGAAACGGCGUUCUUUGCACCCAAUCAUGACGCGCACAUUUGGCUGGAGGGCUGGUAUCCCGAAGUUCUUGCUAUGGAACACGCGGCUGUGAACGCCUACGGUAGCCUGGCCUCACACUGGGCUGGUGCCGAUACGGCACAAGUUCUGGAGCUGAUCCCUGCGGACGACCCGUUUCAGCCAGAGUCGGAAUGGAAUGUCACGACCACUCGAUACCCGAACAGAGCGACCUCGAAAAUCAUCGCUGAUGCCUCCCACGCCCUGUUCCCUGAGCAGGGAAAAGCUGUCGUGGAGGCCAUUCUGCCUUGGUUGGACCUUCAGAGCUCCAAGGUGUGAAACCCAUUGUAUACAUCUGAUGAAACGGAAUUGGGCGACGGAUAUCGGUGAUACAGGCCUUUAUUGGAAAGGUAGAGGAG